CUGCUUCUGCUGUCUAUCUGCUGCUGAUCAUUUUAUUGUGUGACAGAUGUGAAGAAUAGAAAGAAAACUGUGAGAAAGAUCCAACCAUACACAAAUAAAUAAGGACUUUAAACAAAUAUGUAAAUUAUAACAGUGAAAUAUUCAGAUAUAUGAUGAAAAUUUGAUGUCAAUAUUAUAUCAAGUUUAAAGCGAAUAUCUUGUUCGACAAGGUUACAUUUUCCGUACAUGGAAUUCACAUGAAUCAAAAUUACGAUGGAGAGCGUACGACGAUCAUGGAAACUGCAGGAAUUUGUUGCUCACAAAGCAAAUGUCAACUGUCUGGCUAUGGGCCACAAGUCCAAUCAGGUGCUGGCGACUGGUGGCGAUGACAAAAAAGUUAAUUUGUGGGCUAUUGGAAGACAGAGCUGCCUUAUGAGUUUAAGUGGACAUACAACUCCUGUAGAAUGUGUGUGUUUUGGUCAUUCUGAAGACUUAGUUUGUGCAGGAUCACAAACAGGUGCCUUAAAAAUAUGGGAUUUGGAAGCAGCUAAAUUGUUAAGAACAUUCACUGGACACAAAGGAGCUAUCAAAUGUAUGGACUUUCAUCCGUAUGGUGAUUACCUGACAACUGGCUCAUGUGACAGUAAUGUUAAGCUAUGGGAUACAAGAAAGAGAGGAUGUAUUGUUACGUACUCUAGCCACCGCCUCGCAGUCAACAGCCUUCAGUUUAGUCCUGAUGGACAAUGGAUUGCAUCUGCUUGUGAAGAUGGCUUAGUCAAAGUGUGGGAUGUGCGUGUUGGGAAAGUCCUUCAAGAGUUUAUGGAGCACACAUCAGCAGUGACUUGUGUCAAAUUUCAUCCUCAUGAGUUUCUACUAGCCAGCUGUGGAACUGAUAGAACUGUGAAUUUCUGGGACAUGGAGAAGUUCCAGUUAGUAUCCAAGUUUGAAAAAGACAACACAUCUAUUAGACACAUGGUGUUUAGUGAUGAUGGUGCAACAUUGCUUGGUUGUGCUAACGAUGGGUUGCAUGUCGUUGGAUGGGAACCAGCCCGAGUGUUUGACACUGUUCAUGGACAUUGGGGUCAGAUUAAUGAUAUCACUGUUGCACAAACACAAUUAAUAGCUGGAUCAUUCCAUUCAACUUAUGUUGUUCUAUCAGUUGUUGAUCUCAAUAAAGUGCAUCCUUUUGGUGGGCCACCUCCUGUAUCUCCUCCAGUUGUAAGAGAUCUUUCACCUUUCCAAAAGGGCCAUUCAGUACGCAAAAGCUUUUCAAAGGAAAAACCACCGAAAGAAGUCAUGCAUAGACCAACUCUUCUUGAUGAAAAGACUGCUGAAGAAUCUACUUCAGGGACUGAAGCAGAUGAGGAUUCAGGUGCUGUUAUACCCAAUUUUAAUGACUACACUGAGAUAUUCCGACCUUCUAGAGCAUUAACACGCACACCUCCACCAGCCACCAGUUUGUCAUCAGAAGAUUAUUCAAUAACAGCACCCGAGAUGACAGAGAAGGCGGUGUCGACGCCCGCGGUGAACACCACGUUGCGCGACCUGAUGCUGGACGAGCCGGUGCCGCUCGCGCGCCCGCUGCCGCAGCCCUCGCCGCCGCAGCGACAGCGCUCCGACCACUACUCGCGCAUACCCACUUCCACUAAAGAACAUUACAACCUCCUCGAAAAGAAACCCGAAGGUUUUACCAGGGGAGCUUUGUUCUUAUGCCGUACUACCAGGGACGGAUCCAGCCCUCAAAAAGGAUGGGUGACGGACAACACAAAAGAAAAUAAUGCAUUCACAUCAGCGCAAUCAUUAAGAGAUUAUACCGCCACUCCGCUCACGGCAAACUCGCUUAAUCGACACAAUUCAUACAAAGAAACAAAGUCUACCACAGAUUUGUCUAGCACCAACCUCCGACCAAGUAAUAGUGAGAUUUCAUUAGGACCACCAACCUUAGGGCCUAGAUCUCUAUCAUUUACCAGAGCUCCUAGUGAAACUCCAAGAAGACGAGUAGAGACUGCUACUAGAGAAAACGUGGUAGUUUCUCGCAGUGUUGAGACGCCAGAGGCCGAGCCUGAGCCGGAGUUCGUACCUUACACCACAGACAGACCUGUGGGUCUUGAUCUCGAUGAGUUUUUACCCCGCGGCCUCGCGGGCGGCAUGGCGCGGCGAGGCGCGCGGGGCGGCGGCGCCGAGCCCAGCGAGCAGGAGGUGCUGGGCGUCAUGAUGCGCGGACACGACUCCAUGAUGGCCGUGCUCACUGCCCGCCAGCGCGCCUUACAGAUAUUUCAUUCCGUCCGAGUCAAUAAAAGUCUGAGAUCUGCAUUGGAGUCUGUUAUAGCUCUUGAAGAUACUUCAGUUAUACUUGACAUACUCAAUGUUAUGGCACAUAGACCGUCAUUGUGGAAUUUAGAUAUAUGCCUUUUAAUGCUGCCCAAGAUAUAUGAAUUGUUGCAAAGCAAAUAUGAAUCAUAUAUGCAAUGUGGAUGUAAUGCCUUGAGACUAAUAGUACGUAACUUCUCAUCUGUGGUGAGAGCAAAUGUGAGUGCCCCAGUGCGGACACUGGGAGUCGACAUUCCUCGUGAGGAGCGGUAUGCUAAAUGUAUGCAGAUACAUCGGCUACUGCUUGAUGUGCGUGCAUUUUUGCUCAAACGACAAACACUCCAAGGUCGCCUCGGAGCUGCCUUCAGAGAUCUCCAUAACCUUAUGCAGCAAGGUCUUGACUGACAUGUGAACCACAUGCUGAAUAUCAUGUCAGGAUGAGUGAUAAAAGAACUGACAAAAUAAUCAACUUCCCAUCCUAAGUAUUAAUUAAUUAAUAUUUUUAUAAAUCUAACAAUUAUGAAAUUUUCUCACUGUUGACUUAAACUGACUUAGAACUUACUGUUUCAAAAACAUGCAUACAGCCACUUAUAUAUUUAUUAACAAUAAAAGAUUAUAAUUAGAAA
Helicoverpa armigera (cotton bollworm) is the source of this 2915-nucleotide messenger RNA. RefSeq names its product katanin p80 WD40 repeat-containing subunit B1. Bases 253 to 2694 code for a protein of 813 amino acids. The transcript is spliced from 17 exons. Gene Ontology annotation, cellular component: katanin complex. Gene Ontology annotation, molecular function: microtubule binding. Lineage: Eukaryota; Metazoa; Arthropoda; Insecta; Lepidoptera; Noctuidae. The record is from RefSeq and is a predicted model, not a curated record. Gene Ontology annotation, biological process: microtubule severing; microtubule depolymerization.